This is a messenger RNA of Caenorhabditis auriculariae, 5336 nucleotides long. The record is from the annotation of a GenBank genome assembly. Lineage: Eukaryota; Metazoa; Nematoda; Chromadorea; Rhabditida; Rhabditidae.
AUGGCCGAAUACGAUGACGAUGAUUUCAAUUAUUCUGACAGCGGAAGCGAAGUCGAAAUGGAUGACGUGAGCCUUGUUUCCCAAUUUUUCAAAAUUGAUUUGAAGUAAAUACAUUAUUGUCGGAAAGAAGGAAUAAACUGAAAUUCCCCGUGUAAGAAAAAAUAUCAAAAUUUCGAGAUCUUCGACAUUUUCUGCUGCGUUUUCAAUCUUAUUUAUUGUUUUCACCUCUAUUGUUGGGAAGAUCGAAAUAAAGGUCGUGAAUAGGGUUUUUUUUUCAUGUAAAAGGGGUAAUACCCAUGUUUUGACAGACCUGUUUCCCAAAUUUUCUGGUUCGAAAUAAAACUUUUGAUGUUGAAAUUAAUGUGAAUUAUUUUUUAACUAAUAAAAUGUUCGCCGUGAGAUAAAUCAUUUCCCUCAAAAUUUUUAUUGGAGUUCACUCAUUCUGUCCAGUAUGAACUCUGAUCGUAGCGCUUUAUCCCCAAAUAGUUUGAAUGAAUCUUACGACUUACUUAACGUGUCUCAGGUUAACAAAUUAUCUUGUCUGGUGGUACAUUUUAAAAUUCCAGGGCAUGAGCGAGGAUGACGGAAUCGCCAUGGAAGCUGAAGAUCAAAACGGAAUGUCCGAGCAGAAGGACAGUUCCCUCGAUUGCAUAGUGAGCUUCAGCUUUUUUUUUCGUUCUGCAUCCCUUCUUUGCAGAUAAUGACAUCCGAGCAGUUAGAGAAGGAAAUGAAGGAAACAAUUUCCGAAGUGGGGAAUAUUCUGCACGUUCCGUUAGGAACCUGCCGCAUUCUUUUACACAAGUACAAGUGGAAUAUGGAGAGUCUCAUGGAGCGGUUCGUCUUUCAUUUUUGAAAAGUUUUGCUUUGGGGAAAAAAUCUUUAUAAUCGCCCCGUAUAAAUAUUAAAGAAAACUGAAAUUCGGGCUAAUGAAACUCAAUUGUUUUUACUUUAGGCGGCCCUUACACGUUCAUUUUGUUUACAGGGUGUAUUUUUUUAGAAAACGACAAAAAAAAACUGAGUUUAUUAGUUAGUUAUAAAGCUUUUUUUAUCUCCUCAGGCACUGAUGGCGCGUGCGCCGGAUCUUCUUUUUGCCUUUUUUUCGAUCAUAUUUUUUUGAUCAUAAAAAAUAAAUUGAAAGAAUGAAUGAAUAUGAACUAAUAAACUCUCUUUUUCCAUUUUUUUAUGCAUCUUUUCUUAUCAUGAUGCUUAGGUUCAAAAAAAUUUAACGCGUAAUACUCAACCAAUCCUAUUUUUCAUCUAAAAAUAGUUCUUCAAAAUUUUGCACAAAUGUGCUUGAAAUAUUAUUGAAAAUUGAGCAAGGAUAUUGAUGAUUUUCAAAAAACUAACGAAAACGUAUUUUAAAAAAGAAAAAAAAAGUCGAAAUUCCGUCUCGUGCCAGUCCUGAGUCUUGUACAAAGGCGAAUCGAGAAGGUACCAUAAUGUUUUCACAAAGGUACCUCUCAAAAUGGAUCGUGAAGGCUCCAUAAUGUGUCCAUUGUGAGACCUCCGGCAUACCUUUUAGCUAUAUCUGAGCCAUCUCGGAGAUACUUGAGAGUCUCUCUCAAGUCCAUCUCAUUUUGCUCAAAAUCCUCAGAGGUAUUCUCGAGGUACCAUCGUGAGACAUCAGAGCCUGCGAUAUACCUCAGAGGGUCUCGCGUUACCCUUUCUCGAUCCGCCUAUGUAUUUGUGGAUCAUAUCAGGUCAUCAAGAAAGUACUUUUUUUCUGAUACUACAUCAAGAAAAACAAAUUAUGAAACAUUUUUUUUUGCAGUUAGCACGGCUUAUAGUCCAUUCACUGCUGGCUUACGACAAAAAAAAGUGUGCGAUGUCUAAUUUUCUACUAUUUUCCUUCAGUCUGUAUAUAUUCCAUUCACGAUCAGUUUGGGAUAGAAUACAGAAACGUCAAAAUCUAUUCUUCUUUGUUCCAGCUGUCUCGCGAUGAUAGUGAAAGGCCCUCAUUGUAUAUUGUCUCGAGCCAGCGGCGAGUGAACUAUAACCAAGUUCAAUUAUUUCCUUAUCGUUCGAAAGAGCAUAAAUUUUCACGUCUCAUCUAUAUUACUGAUAUUCCUCUCUGAUCACCGCAGCAAACAAUUUUGUUUAUUUAUAAUAACUCAGAAAUUAGAACUGAGUUAAUCGAGCUUAUACUAUUAAUAUUAUAAAUAGGUAAAUAUGAAAUUAUUUGGGCGAUCUUUCCAGUUCAAAUAAAUUUAACAUCUUUAAAACUGUUCCUGACCACUUUUUAUGCUGAUGAACCUAACGUAAAACUAGAAUGAGGAAGUGUAAGAGGCCUCCAAAAUUGGUAUUUUGAUAAAUGUGUUUACGGGAAUUCUUGUUAAUUUUGCUUACACAGUUUAGUGCAACUAUAAUUUUAUUGGAAAAAAAAGAGAAGCUUUGCAAUUUACCUAUUCUCGGAAAGUGCUUGUACGCGAUAUCUUUUUCCUUAGAUCUUAGUUUCAUAGUAGUUAGUGAUUAAUUCAAUAGUUUAAGGUUUUACGAGCACCCGGACACGAUGGCGUUCUUGAGAGCGGCACACGUGGUUCCGAAAAACGCGGUGACGGCGCCGACGUCUUCCACCGCCGACUGCGACAUUUGUUGCAACCUCGCCGAACUGAGUGGCCUCGCCUGCAAUCACCGCGCCUGCACGGCCUGUUGGCGACGUUACCUUCAGACCAAGGUCUCUUCGCCUCGAGUCAAUUCCUGACCCUCAUCUGAUUUUUUAUGAACUUUUUUUCAAAUUUUUAUUGGUUACAGAUAACUGUUGACAAUACGAGUGAAAUCGAAUGCAUCAUGAACGGCUGCGAGCUUUUGAUCGAAGACGAAAAGGUUUUUUUUCCGCUUUUUUCACGAUUUUUUGUAGUAGAGCAAACUACUUUUGAAUUGAGAAAAAAAUUGAUUUGAAAGUUUUGAUAAUCUUCUGUUAGAUUCGAUAAGAUGUUUUGAAUAAGAUAAUUUGUAACAUUUUCAUUAGGAAUUGUGUGAAAAAAAAAUUUUUUGCUUCUUGAAAGCUCUGACGCAAAGUUAAUUUUUGUUUACUUUGAAAAUUUUCGCUAUAACCUCUUCAACUGUGUUUUUUUUUUCACAAUCUGUGAUUUAUACAUUUUCCCUUUUCUUCCGUUUCGAGAACCGAAUAAUCGAAGAAAUUACCACUUAUAAGAGCCCUAUACUGAACAGGCUGAAUAAAAAAUUUUUCAUUUUUUCAUUGAGGCCCCUAACCAACUCUGCUUGAGGUGAUGUCGUACGUGGUUGAAGAGCCCGUACGCGCUUCCUACAAACGACUGAUGAUCAACAGCUACGUGGAGACGAACCGGCUUCUACGGUGGUGUCCCGGCGUGGAUUGCGGCCGCGCAGCCAAGGUUGGCCGUUUUUUGCAACCGACUCGACGCGAGUUUCGCAGGUGUCCCACUGUGAACCGCGGCUAGUCGUCUGCACCUGCAAGUCCCGGUUCUGCUUCGCCUGCGGCAACGAAUGGCAUGAGCCCGUCAAUUGUCGUCUUCUUCGGUUGUGGCUCAAAAAGUGCUCCGACGACAGCGAGACGAGCAAUUGGAUCAACGCCAACACCAAGGAGUGUCCCAAGUGCUUGGUUCGUUCUUGCUUUGUCCUCUUUAUAUUCCCAAUGCUCGGAAAAACUAUAUUCUUCCUCAGGUGACGAUCGAAAAAGACGGCGGCUGCAAUCACAUGACCUGUAAGAACGUGGCUUGUCGCGCCGAGUUCUGCUGGAUGUGCCUCGGUCCCUGGGAGCCGCACGGGAGCAGCUGGUACAGUUGCAACCGGUGAGUGACAUCUGAAUGUUCAUUUUCCAAAGAUUUUUUGCAAAAAUGUCUGUAGUGCGUUGGUCAUGGUGUUCCAUGUGCAGUCGUGAACAUUCAGGGUGCUUUGAUUAAGAGAAACGACUCGAGUUUUCUCAAAAGUUAUUUUAUUCCAUUUUUUUUCAUUUUUAAAGCUUAUCUAAAGUGGUCUGCAAAGUUUCAUUGUAGGCCAUUUUUUGUGACUAGGCAAAAAAAACCUGUCUAUGUAUAUCAAAUCCUCUCCGACCUAAAGUCGGAGAGGUAAAUAGUUUGGAGAGGAUGAAGCGUUGCGUACGCGACGCGGCUUCUAUGGAAGGAACCUCGUUUGAAUUUCUAAUUGGACGAACAAUAGUAAAAAAAAUAAUUUUAAAAAGCUUAAUUUUCUUUCAACCUUUUUUCCAUGAUCGAGUUCCACGUCAAAAAGCCUGCGUUUGCCGAAUUACCCAUUUUAUUUUUUUCAAGUCGCGAAAAAAAUUGACUAUAUGUUUCAAAACAGAUAAAAAAAUUUCAGCAUUUUUUUGCAAAACUGAGUCAAAAAAAUCGUUACUUUUUUUAAUUAAAAGACUUUUUUUGUCUUCAAAAGAUUAAUACGCAGAAAAUUCAUCCUACCGAUUUUUUUUCUUGAUCUCCAUUCGACGCAAAAUGCAGGUUCGACGAUUCGGCAGCCAAGACGGCCCGCGACGCUCAAGAAGUCUCUCGCGCCGCCCUCCAGCGCUACCUUUUCUACUACAACCGAUACAUGGGCCAUCAGCACAGUCUCCGUCUCGAAAAUAAGGUUUUUCUCCGCGCUUUCAUGCUAUCUUCUCUCCUUUCCUUUCUCAGCUGUACGCGACGGUGAAAGCAAAGAUGGAACAAAUGCAGCAGAUGGCCAUGUCUUGGAUCGAGGUGCAGUUCCUUCGGAAGGCCGUCGACGUCCUUUCCGAGUGUCGCCGCACCCUCAUGUACACCUACGCGUUCGCCUAUUACCUUCAGAAGGACAACAACUCUAUCAUUUUCGAAGAAAAUCAAAAGGUUUUCGAUUCUAAAUAACAAUUUAAACGUUUCCUUAAGUGGUCCUAGUGAUUUCUGAGAAAAUAUAACCACUAUGAGCUACCUUUAGUGUUAUGAAAUGAUAAGAAAGAUCUGAAACUGACAAAAGCUCUUUUAAACGGAAAUCGGACACAUUUUUCAUCAACUUCCACUGUUGAGAUGUUUUGCGGGUUUUUUGGAUAUUACAAAUUCGUCCGUUUGUUACUAUUUUUUUUGAGUUUUCAAGUGUUUGACUCAAAGAAAAAAAGUUUCAUUUAUCGAAAUCAAAGCUGAAAGAAAAUGAUUUGUUUUGAGGACUUGGAGAUGGAGACUGAAAAGCUUUCGGGCUUUUUGGAACACGAACUCGAGUCGGAAAACCUGGUAACUCUGAAACAGAAGGUAGGGAAUCCGAGGGCUUCUUGGUUGAUUGAAACGACGAAAUAGGUACAAGACAAGUACCGGUACGUGGAGCAUCGUCGAGGAAUCCUGCUCAAACAUUGUCAGGAAGGAACCGAGCGCGACCAGUGGAGAUACGCCGAAUAA